Messenger RNA from Pollicipes pollicipes, 2322 nucleotides. RefSeq names its product orphan steroid hormone receptor 2. Bases 13 to 1686 code for a protein of 557 amino acids. Lineage: Eukaryota; Metazoa; Arthropoda; Thecostraca; Pollicipedomorpha; Pollicipedidae. The transcript has 7 exons. Gene Ontology annotation, molecular function: sequence-specific DNA binding; zinc ion binding; DNA-binding transcription factor activity. Gene Ontology annotation, biological process: regulation of DNA-templated transcription. The record is from RefSeq and is a predicted model, not a curated record.
AAAAGCGAGCCGAUGGAGGAGGCGGAGCCGCACAACGGCGACUCGGACGGCAGCGGCGAUGGCGCAGCGUCAGCCGCCGACGACAGCGUCAACAGCUCCUUCCUCGGCAACUCGCUGGCUAUGUCGUCGUCCAUCGCUUCUCCCUUCAGCACGCUGCCCAACAUGGCGCUGUCGGCCGACUGGGCGACGCGGCUGAAGGAGAUGGACGCCGGCGCGCCGAUCGGUGACCUCCUGGCCGACCGGCUGAACCAGGGCGGCGGCGCCGUCAACGUCGAGGUGUGCGUGGUGUGCGGCGACCGUGCCUCCGGCCGCCACUACGGCGCCAUCAGCUGCGAGGGCUGCAAGGGCUUCUUCAAGCGCUCCAUCCGCAAGCAGCUGGGCUACCAGUGCCGCGGCUCCAAGGACUGCGAGGUGACAAAGUACCACCGCAACCGCUGCCAGUACUGCCGGCUGCAGAAGUGUCUCAAGAUGGGCAUGCGCAGCGACUGCAAGGACCUGCGCAGCCUCAGCUACCAGCGGCUGUACGAGAGCAUUCCGCAGCCGGGAUACCAGUACAACUCGUCGCCCAGCCUGACGCCCCGGGACACGGAGAACGGAAGUCGCCCGUCUCCCGACAUGUCCAACCCACGCUUCACCCUACAAGACAGAAUCAAUUCCAUUAUGGAAUCCAGCGUCGUACAACGAGGCUAUGGCAAGAAUGUCAAAAGUAAGGCGCAUCCUAUCGGAGGCUCCGGCACCGUAUCGCCGGUGGUGGAGAACGGCAAGGAGUCAGCGGCGGCGGCGGCGGCAGCGCCGGCCGCCGAGGACCGCGACAAGGAGGCCGUCAGUCGCGUGGUGGACCGGCUGACGCGCAUCAUGGAGGUCGAGGAGGGCGGCGCCGCCGCUGACGUCAUCGCGCUGGACGGCGCCAUCUUGGAGGGCGCCACGCUGCAGUUCGCCGUAGCGCCGCCGCAGUUCAGCAGCGCCAUCGAUUCGUCCUACAUCACCGAGAUCGGCUCGCGCGUGCUCAUCACCAUCAUCAACUGGGCCAAGAGCAUCGCCGCCUUCCAGGUGCUGGCGUCCGACGUGCAGGAGAGCCUGGCGCGCGCGCGCUGGGCCGAGCUGUUCAUGCUGGCGCUGGUGCAGUGUCGCGACAGCCUGGACCUGCCGCGUCUGCUGUCGGCUGUCACGCAGCACCUCUCGUCGUCCGUGCACGAGCGCAAGACGCCCGUCUCGCGGCUGCGGCUGGUGACGCAACACCUCUACAUGAUCCAGGAGUUCGUGGCCAGCAUCCGGCGGCUGGCACCGGACGCCGCCGAGUUGGCGCACCUGCGCGCCAUCGUGCUCUUCCACCCGGACGGCCAGGAGCCGGGCGCGCGCCGCCAGCUCGAGUCGUUCCAGCAGAAGGCGCUGGAGGGGCUGCGCGCGCACGCGGCGGCGACGCGGCCGGGCGAGCCCGGCCGGCUGGUGCAGCUGCUGCUGCGGCUGCCGGCGCUGCGCGGCAUGAGCGCCGUCGCCAUUGACCACCUGUUCUUCCCGGAGAUCCCGCUCACUGGGCCCGUCAGCUGCAACCAGGCGCGCAUCGAGGAGCUGCUGCCGCACAUCAUCCGCGGCGACGCCGACGACAUCGUCGGCACCGAGCAGUCCAGUCCGAGUGGCGACUCGCCCAGCUCAGAAAACGUGUCGGAGUACGGCUCGCAGCUGUGAGCGGCGCCGCACUCCAGCUCACCCGCCGCGUGUGCGGAGCACGGCCUGGUGCCGGGGCGGCGUCCCCGGCCCGCCGCCGGCCAGGGACCAGCGGGCCCCGCCGGCCGGCCGCCGCCCGCCCGCCCGCGCCCGCCACGCCGGCUUAUUUUUGUACCUUCCAUAAGGCGCGGCGCGGCCGGCGGCGGUGCGGCGCCGGGCCGGCCCUGACCUUGUACAAAAUGGCCGCCGCGAAGUGAUACCCGGCCGGCCCGACCGGCUUUUCACCGGGCGGCCGUUUUUAAACGUGAUCCACAUUAUCCAUAUCUCGAUUUGGGCAUACGUACGGAGCUCCAUGUCUGUUUGGUGAGGCGCACUCGCGUUUUAUUCCCUCAUCCGUAUACAUUUAUUUUAGACUACCACUCAACGCAUGCUUAGUUUGUACAGAGCAGUAGCUGUGGAUGGUAUCUUUUAUUGUAUGUUUUUGUUUUUAUGCAGAUUUUUAGUCGUGCUCGUCGAAAUUCUCGUUUCCGAUUGCCGAUGUUUCAAAAGUCGGCGUGAAGUGUUUUUAAUGUGUCGAUUCAGUCCGAUGAAUAUUUCUAGUCCCACGCAUGUGUACAGUGAGCGAACCGAUUGUAAAUACAUUCUGAGAUGAGUGGA